This is a messenger RNA of Exophiala mesophila, 1038 nucleotides long. RefSeq lists its product as uncharacterized. The transcript has 2 exons. NCBI's taxonomy places the organism in Eukaryota, Fungi, Ascomycota, Eurotiomycetes, Chaetothyriales, Herpotrichiellaceae. The record is from RefSeq and is a predicted model, not a curated record. Bases 1 to 1038 code for a protein of 345 amino acids.
AUGCCACCAAACCCACCCACCGAUAUUGGACUUGGCUUGAUGUGGUGGUCUGCACGCAACCCUCCAGCAGACCCGACCGUCUCACUAUCCGGGCGAACAGUCCUCAUCACCGGAGCCAACGUGGGCCUCGGCCUUGAAGCCGCCGUCAAAACUGCAGCAUUAGGAGCCAAAGGUCUCAUUCUGGGGGUACGAUCAUUACAGAAAGGAGAAGACACCAAACGACAAAUUUGCCAAAGGACCGGCUACGACCCCAACAAGGUGCGAUACUACGAACUGGAUAUGAGCAGAUUUGCAUCCGUCGAAUCGUUUGCGAAGACAGUGGAAGAAAACGAACCACGCGUGGACGCGGCGAUUCUAAACGCAGGGACUGUCACGCCGGCCUUCGUUCUCAGCCCGGAGGGAUAUGAAACGACUCUACAGGUGAAUGUCCUGUCAACGGCACUCCUAGGAGUGCUACUACUCCCACAGCUCCAAAAGUCCGCCACAAUAUCUGGAAAGGCAUCCCACCUCGAAUUCGUGGGGAGUGUUGCACAUCACCGCGUCAAGGCAUCCCAGUUCGACUUGUCGCCAGAACGGAGUAUCAUCGACCAAGCCAAUUCAAAAUCCUUCUUCGGCCUGACUGUCAAUUACCAUGUGUCGAAGCUGCUUUUGAUGUAUGUCAUGGAGGGGUUGGUUCAAGCGACGAGGACGCCCGGUUGUGAACCCAAUGUCAUCAUCACGAAUGUGUGUCCGUGUCUGUGUCGAACCAACCUAGGAAGGGAUUUUGGCUCGCCCAUGAAACUUGCAAACUAUCUGUUCCAUCUACCUUUUGCGAGGACAGCUGAAGAAGGGAGUCGAACUCUUGUCAGUGGAAUUACCCUAGGUCCAGAAGCGAAUGGCGAAUUCUGGAGUCAUGAUAGACUAUACAAGAAGGGAGAUCUUGUGACUAGCGCCGAGGGGAAGGCCCUCCAGAAGAGGGUGUGGAAGGAGAUUGUCGACAUCCUGAUCAAAAAUGUUCCGGAUUUGGAUGGACACCUAUCUCGAUUGCGAGGACAGUGA